AUGACCCCUCCAAAAACCCCAGCCUACAUCACGCGCACCCAAAACUGGGACCCAGCCCGCGAGCACCCCGCCCUGGCCUGGAUGGAAAAAUGCACGCACGCCUGGGACACGCGGCAGAGCUGGACAACGCCCUACACCGACUGGGUAACCACAGACUUCGUAUUCGUCAAACCCAACGGCGAGCGAUGCACGGGCGGGCUGCCCGCGUGGGAGGCGAUGCGGCAGGAGUACGCGGCGUUUGCGGGAUCGCACCACGAGCCCAGCUGGGUGUGCGUGGUGGACUGUGAGGACGAAGGCGGUGGAUGGGAGUUUGUCGGCGAGGGGACCUUGUUUAUCGAGUUGCCCGACGGGAAACGCCCUGCUGACCGAAAGGUGCGGGAUUUGGAUGGGCGGGAGUGGGAUCUGGCGGUGGAGAGCAUGUUUCGGUUUCGGUUUGUGAGGACGCCAAGUACGGUAAAUGAGGGGAUUCGGAUUCAGAGGUUCCAGUUUUAUAGCGAUAGUGGACCGGUGGUGGCGGAGAUGUUGCGGAGGGAGAUUGUGAGGCCGGAGGAUUUGUUUGGGUAG
Messenger RNA from Aspergillus uvarum CBS 121591, 564 nucleotides. RefSeq lists its product as uncharacterized. The record is from RefSeq and is a predicted model, not a curated record. The transcript has a single exon. NCBI's taxonomy places the organism in Eukaryota, Fungi, Ascomycota, Eurotiomycetes, Eurotiales, Aspergillaceae. The coding region runs from base 1 to 564 and encodes 187 amino acids.